Messenger RNA from Cutaneotrichosporon oleaginosum, 654 nucleotides. NCBI's taxonomy places the organism in Eukaryota, Fungi, Basidiomycota, Tremellomycetes, Trichosporonales, Trichosporonaceae. The record is from RefSeq and is a predicted model, not a curated record.
CUUGAGUUAACACACAGCGACCUCAAUGCCCUCGUGUUUGACUACCUUGUCGUCGAAGGGUUCUCUGACGCCGCGGUGGAAUUUGCGCGCGAGACGGGUAUCUCCUCAACCAUCGAUCAGGACAUGAUCCAGGAGCGGAUGGAAAUACGCCAAGCAGUUGAGGACGGUCGCGUUGAGGAGGCCGUCCGCCGCGUUAAUGAGCUGGACCCAGAGAUUCUCGACACAAAUCCACCUCUGCUCUUUCACCUUUUUCUCCUUCGCCUUAUCGAGCUCAUCCGGACGGACCGGGUCGAGGAGGCUCUCCAGUUUGCCACCCUUGAGCUCGCUCCCCGUGGUGCUCAAAAUCCGGAGUUUCUCGCCGAUCUCGAACGCACUAUGGCACUCCUCGCCUUCCCCGACCUCGCCAAAGACGACGCCUCUGCUGAUGCGUCCUUUGAGGCCAUCACUCAGCUCAUGAAGCGCACACAGCGUGCCAAGGUUGCCAAAGAGCUCAACGCCGCAAUCCUUGAGAGUCAAGGCCAGGGAAUGGAGACAAAGGUGGCAGGACUUCUCCGCCUGAUGAAAUGGGGGGAAGACCGCCUAGAGAAGAACAACUUCCGCGUGCAGGAUGAUCGUGGACGACAGUGGGCUGACGUUGUACUCCGCGAAGUGUAG